Molecule: messenger RNA, 3539 nt
Organism: Anopheles aquasalis
Lineage: Eukaryota; Metazoa; Arthropoda; Insecta; Diptera; Culicidae
Source: RefSeq, a predicted model, not a curated record
GUGAUCAGACCGUGUGCCCCGUGUUGCUGGCCAACUGGAACUGGAACUUCUCCCACUACCUCGUGAUAUUAUCGCUGCUACUAAACCCCCCCUAAGUAGUGCUCCAGGUGAUACGCUGGCCUGCGUUCUCACUAAUACACGGCAGUCCAGGGUGGUGCGGGCGCGCGCCACGCACCAUUGUGACACGGUGCAGGUGGUUUUCGGCCGUCCAUACAAGCCACUACAAAAAGAUGGGUAACGUACUGUGCAAAGAACCAAAUCCCGGAUCAGCCUCCAACGCCGGAAACACAUUCAGCAACUUGAGCAGCAUCAUCUGUCCGAAUGGUUUGGGCAAGGGAAAGACGCAACCCAUGCGUAAAACUUACUUCACACGCAGCGCUGUUGAUGCAUCGAAGAAAACAUCAUCCGGCCAUACGACAUCCACCGGUUGGCAGAGCGUAGGCUUGCACGUGCCGGAUGGAGCGAGCAACAAAGUCAUCGAUACGCCUCCGGUGGCACCACCACGGAAGAAACGAGGCGCAACCCUGGAUGGACGAUACCGGUCCGAUGAAGCACUGAAGGUGAAGAACGGCUUCCAGGAUGUGUUUGGGCGUGAAAGUAGACGGCAUUCGUGUGAUAUUACGCACGGAACACGCCCAGCCAGCGUACCUCCGAGGCGUUUGGAAGAAAGCCUUCCGGCUAUGCCGGCUCGUCAGACAUCCUGCUUCGAAAUUGACGCGAGCAAUGAUGCGUUCAGUGAUUUCUCGAAGGUCCCAACGACGGCCGAACUGGAGAGAUCCCCUGCAGCACAGAUACCACGUGUUGGCAAUCGGAAAUCCGAUCGAUUCUUCGGUGAACACCUAUCCGAUUCCUUGAGCCCUGAGCAGGAAACAAAAGAGUCCCAGGAAAGGCCAAGACGACGCGAAAAGUCCGUCCCUAAAGAUGAUGUAGAUAAGAUUGAAAAGUUUGUAGAGAAAAUGGAGGACACCAAACCGGUGGAGGUGAGCACGACCCAGAAGGUUGCGGUUCAGAAGUCCGCAGACACUUCCAAACAGCGUCAGAAGGACACCGAAAAGGAUGACGUGCCAGCAGCAUUACCUAAAACUGCUCCACCGGACGAUGCUCCAGCGGGCGAAAAUGAUGAAGAACUGAUCAAGUACAUCGAUCGGACGGUUUCGGGAAACAGUCAGCUAGGCAGUCGAGCGGAGUUUCUGAUGGCCAUGCUGGAGGAUUACAACGAUAGCGUGCGCUACGAAGGAAUGCAACCGAUCGAGGAACCAUUGAUCGUGCCGAAGAAACGCAAAUCACGCCACAUUUGUGACGAUCAUGAUCAUCUACACGAGAAGCUGCACGCGCACGAGAAGAGUGAUUCUACGAAAGAGGAAAAACCUGCUGCUAACAUUAUCCUUACGGAGGCAUCGAUCGAAGUGGCACCCCGGAAGCCUAGCCGUGACUUUUCUAAAUACAAACCCCUCGAUAAGGAGCCCGGCAUGGCCGAUCUAGCGUACGAUUCAGAUGAGGAACCUUCCAGCUCGGCGGCCGUAGUAGUAAGACCGUCUCGAACAAAGCAGGCCAAAGCGAAACAACGUGAGAGCCUGCCUUCACCGCCAGCUCCGCCAAAGUUCCAGAAAAGCCUGUCCGAGUCCCUGUUCGACAGGCAAGUGUCCAGAGAGUCUACUAGUACCCCGGUUAAAGCGGUGGUGGACGAUGCACCAAAGGCACACACGCCACGAAUGUUGAAACGCAUCAUCUCGAUGCCGGUUACGGAGCAUCUCAAUACGGACGUUCGCCCUGAAUCUCCACUACGGCCGGCAUUGACCAAAAGCUCGAGCUCCAGUUCGUUUUCCACCGUCGAUCUACAACGGUCCCGCAUCUGUGUGGAACGCUUUUCACCGGAAGAUUACGCGGGUGGUGGAGGAGCGGAUGAACUGGUGCAACCAAAGUCGAAGUUAAUCACCCGUAAGAUAUCAUGGAAAUCGAUUGAAACUCCCGCUAUUAAUCGUACUCCGACCCCAACGCAAGACCCUGCCACUAAUCCGUGCUUCACUAUCGGUGACGCCGCGGUGGUAGCCUCGUCGGGCAACACUCUGCAGCCACCGGAAGUGCCGAAACGAAAGCGAUCGAGCGCAUCGACGGAAAUGGAAACCAUCGGUGAGCGUGCGGAUGUUUCAACGCCAGCAGAACCAGCCACCGUGCCAGGGUCCGCUCACAACGAAGAACCGGCCGAUUCGGCUCUUCGCAAGUUCUGCCUCGGAUCAUUCAUCGAGUCUAGCAACGUCCUGCAGCAUCAUGAUGUGGUAAGCGUGCUGGAUCGCGUGUACAGCGCGAGCGAUAACAAGGAGAACAUUAUCGGACAGUUUCAAACGUUUCUCGAGAAUCAGAUAAACGCGGAACUGAACGAUCCAAACCCGAUCAAUCCGAAUGUGGCCAAGUUGCUGGAGAAAUUGUCGCGCACAAGUACGGCGAGUGGGGGUUCCGAUUUGGAGGACGAAAAGAUCGAACUGGUCGGAUCAAGUGCUUCAUCGAACAAUCCGUCCGAUGUGGAUGAUUGCUUUGAUCCGGAGUUUGAGAAAAUUGAAAAAUUCGAGAUCGUUGGUGAUCUACCGAAGAUCGAUAUCGCCCCGAAGCACUCCGGGAAGCGGCGGGAUAGCAUCGAGUAUAUGAGCGAUUGGUUCGGUGAUUCCGAUGGAUCGACCACGAUGCUUCCUACUACCGAGGAGAAAGCGUCAGGCGCAGCCAAGCAUAAUCCUGUGGGGGCCGCAAGAAAGCGCAGAGAAAGUAUCGAGGACGUCGGAAGCUGGUUCUCGAACCACAACAUACUGCGACCUUCAUUUGGCCAAGAAUUCGAAGAACCCAGCCGUCGAUUACGCCGCGGUUCCGAUGGUUUCCUUGGAUACGAUAUGAACCGUCAGUAUCCGUUCGGUAAAGUCCGUGAACGAUCGGAGUCACAGUCCGCCGAAAUGUUCGAGGAUAUCACAAAGCACCAAGAAAGCCCCGAGGAUAACGAAGGUACACAUUCGUUGGAACGCAAAGGACUUAUCAGGGCGUUACCAAUCCACGAGCGGAAGGUACUGGAACAUCGAAACAGUUCCGAUGCGUUGCUGAUGAAAGUGUUGAACCGAGAACAUCGAAUUAGUCACUCUUCGGCGCAUAGCAGUGCCGAAAAGCUGAACAACGAAUCCAAACCACAGGAAACGGCAAGCAAAAGGACACCAGAGCCCAGCACCACCGGUGAGGAGGAGCAGAAACCGCUACUCAGCACCGCCAGCGCAGCAUCCGUCGUUGAAUCGAACGAAGCCGUCAAACAGUCAGCAGGCAAUGAAACGAACAAGGACUCCGGGGAACCGCAUCAGGCUGCGAACGAACAUUCCACGUUGCUUAAGUUCCUUUCGAAGGAACGGCUCAUCGAAUGACCCGCUGAUACGCACUGUUCGUCCUAGUUUCUCCUAGCAGAGUCAGUAUUACUUACGAUCUACAAAACCGCACAAUUAUUUGAAGGAAUCCAAGAUUCGCUUUACCCGAGAGCUUCGCCUUAGUGCUAAUUGUUAAACAUUCAAAAU